Messenger RNA from Suillus paluster, 1614 nucleotides. RefSeq names its product glycoside hydrolase family 79 protein. Lineage: Eukaryota; Fungi; Basidiomycota; Agaricomycetes; Boletales; Suillaceae. The transcript is spliced from 11 exons. The record is from RefSeq and is a predicted model, not a curated record. Bases 1 to 1614 code for a protein of 537 amino acids.
AUGUGGUCCCUGUCUACAGUUCUACCUUGCGUUGCGUUGGCAUCUGCAAGACAUGCCUUUGUGACCCGUGAUGAGACUACUCUGUCCACAUUAACGUUGUCUGGCCCGGCAUCACUCCCAACAGAUGCGACUCCACCGCUAAACCCCGCACUAGCAAGCUUCAGUGUUGAAACUGCCUUCUUUGAAGAAUAUAUGGGAAACGAAUCGUAUCCGAACAAACUCUCUCAGAAUCUUUUUGAGAACCUGAAGGAGAGGACUGGUGUUCCGGCCGAAGUGCGCAUUGGUGGCAUCACCGCUGAAUCGACAUUCUGGGAUGCUAAUCAGGAGGCCGCUCUGUACAAUUUCAUCGGCGACACGGGUGCACUCAAAAACACUACACUUGGACCCCAAUUUUGGAACUCUGUGAAGCUUUUGCCUGGAGGGACGAAGAUUGUCAUGACGCUCGAUCUAGAGAGCUUGAAUUAUACCGGUGCUCUUGAUAUGGCCGAAGCAGCAUGGAAGAGUCUUGGCUCAGGCCAGAUCUCUCGCUUCGAAAGCAAGUCAUUCGAUUUUCUCACUGACGCCACUGUAGGAAAUGAACCAGAUCAAUAUCACAGCACCCAUCUUGACGCUCAGAGCUAUACUGCUAUCUGGGAGCGGUGGACUGUCAAUAUCUCGAAGGCUUUGGGCAUCGACUACCCUGAGUUCCAAGUCGGGGCAACUGCUAUAGACCCUUUGUGGCCGUAUAACACGCCGCAAGCGGAUGCCCAGUUUGACUGUGUCAGUGCUCUGGCUGCCGGGGCCAAUGAUGGACACACUGUCAAGACCUGCAGCGAGCACACAUACCAGUACAGCGUUUGUGACAACACUAGGGCUGCUGUAGCUACGUUGACCAACCUGGUAAAUCACACACGCUUGGCUGAGUAUCUGGAUCUUUGGCAGCCACGUAUCCACAACGUUCGCGCCCAACUCGGACCCGAUGCCUUUGUUAUCGGUGAAUUCAAUUCUGUCUCUUGCGGUGGAAGGAACAGUGUUAGCAACACGUUUGGUCAAGCCAUAUGGCUGUUAGACACGACCCUCUACGCGGCUUCGAUUAACGUUUCACGGGUGUAUGUGCAUCAAGGCGGCCCCCUCGCAUUCUACAACCUCUGGUCUCCCACUAAAGUGUUCCCAUCAUAUUCGGCUUACCUCUUCGUGACUGAGGCCAUUGGUCAUUCGACAUCACUGCGCCUUUCAAACAUCUUCCCAGGACGACAGGCCAAUGGAUCCUCGAUUACGACCGCAGGCGGUGAUCCAUCUGCUGGUCAGAUCUCGGUGUACGGUUUCUGGGAUGAAAAAUCAGCCCAAAUCUACCCAUCUAAGCUCGCACUCCUAAACCUUGAGAUGUACAACCAGACAGAUUCAUAUCUUCGUCCCAAAAUCACGAUCGACAUAUCUGCGUAUUUGCCGAAGAACCAGAAAGUAAUGGUCAAGCGGCUGAUAGCCCCAGGAGCUGAUGUCAUGUCAUCCGACGUGACCACUUGGGCAGGUCAAUCUUUUGCUUCUGGUGUCGCAGAAGGCAAUAUUAUGGAGGAAAACAUAUCCGACGGACAAGUGGUUGUCGAGGCUUCCUCCGCUGCUUUGGUGUAUUGGUAA